Hyla sarda is the source of this 3956-nucleotide messenger RNA. It is a transcript of the gene EIF2AK3, whose product is annotated as eukaryotic translation initiation factor 2 alpha kinase 3. NCBI's taxonomy places the organism in Eukaryota, Metazoa, Chordata, Amphibia, Anura, Hylidae. Gene Ontology annotation, molecular function: protein kinase activity; protein binding; ATP binding. Gene Ontology annotation, biological process: protein phosphorylation. The record is from RefSeq and is a predicted model, not a curated record.
GGACUUGUGUGUGCACAGUUGUCUGUAGCUAUAAAGGUGUCAUGGCGGCGCGGAGGGUGGACGUGUAAUGAGGCGGUGACGCUGCGGGACAGAUGUUCGCUUGGCCAUGGCGGCCCGCUGGUGGCGGCUCGGCUUGUCUGUGAUUGUGGUGCUGCUGAUUAGAGAAGCGGCUGCCGGGCUCGUGGAGCAGGGAGCCCCGGGGAGAGAAGCGGGAUACCCCUGGGAGGAGCAGGACGAGGGCGGCAGCAGCCUCAGCUCAUUAGCGCCUGGACUCGGGGCUGCUGCAGCCUUCCCAGCCGGAGAUGUGGUCGUGGAGGACGUGGAGUCCGGGGCUGAGCAGGACGAGAGCGGCCGGGAGGAGAGCAGACCCAGGUCGCUGGUAAUAAUCAGUACCUUGGAUGGAAGGAUCGCGGCUCUGGAUGCGGAGAACCAUGGCAGGAAGCAGUGGGACCUGGACGUGGGCUCGGGGUCUCUUGUGUCCUCCAGCCUUAGUAAGCCUGAGGUAUUUGGUAACAAGAUGAUCAUCCCCUCCCUGGAUGGAGAUCUCUUUCAGUGGGACCGGGACAGAGAGAGUAUGGAAGCCGUCCCCUUCACGGUGGAGUCUCUCCUGGAGUCGUCGUAUAAGUUCGGCGAUGACGUGGUGUUAGUCGGGGAAUCCCUUACCACGUACGGGCUCAGUGCCAGCAGUGGAAAGGUAAAAUACAUCUGCUCGGCCAUGGGCUGCCGGCGGUGGAGUGAAGAGGAGGUGGAGCAGGAUGAUAUUCUCCUAUUGCAUCGAAAGCAGAAAACUGUGCGUGCAGUGGGGCCCCGCAGCGGGAGUGAAAAGUGGAAUUUCAGCGUUGGUCACUUUGAGCUGAGAUACAUCCCAGACAUUGAGCCUGGAGUGGGUUUUAUCGAAGGCCAUGUAGAGCCCAGCGGGGCCACAGAUGACUCUAAAAUCAUCACUGAUGUAGACGAGCAGGAAGCGGGCACCAAGGACAUGCUCAUCAAGGUCUCUGUGGCCGACUGGAAGGUGAUGGCAUUCAACCGCCAACUGGGUCACCUGGAGUGGGAGCACCAGUUCUGCACCCCCAUAGCCUCGGCCUGGUUAGUCAGGGAUGGGAAGGUGAUUCCUAUUAACCUGUUCGAUGACACAAGUUACUCCUCAAAUGAUGAUGUCCUGGAGGAUGAGGAGGAUCUCGUGGAAGCUGCUAGAGGAGCCACAGAGUCCAGCUUCUACCUCGGCAUGUAUCGGGGUCAGCUGUAUCUGCAGGCAUCUGUGCGGCCGUCUGAGAAAUUCCCAGUUAAUCCAACAGCGUUGGAUACCAGGAAGGAUGGUAACGCCAUAAUAUCUCUGCCAAGGAUCAAGUGGAAGCCUCUUAUCCACUCUCCUUCCCGGACGCCGGUCUUGGUCGGCUCAGACGAGUUUGACAAAUGUCUCAGUAAUGACAAGUUCUCUCACGAGGAAUAUAGCAACGGGGCGCUGUCUGUGCUUCAGUAUCCAUACGAUAAUGGUUACUACCUGCCCUACUACAAGAGAGAGCGCAGUAAGCGAGGAACACAGAUCACCAUAGGGAUACUGGAGAACCCCAACUACAAGAACAUGCGCAAGAAGGAUCCCGUGGUGCUUCUCCCCUGGUGGAAGGAGAUUAUUGGCACCAUCCUGCUCUGCAUCACCGCCACCACGUACAUCGUCCGCAAGCUCUUUCAGCCGAAUAAUAGCGCCAGGAAGAGGAAAGAAUCAGAAACGCAGUGUCAGACGGACCAUAAAUACGAGCCUGUGAACGGGGAGCUGGUGGAGAGCCGGAGCGAUUACAAUGGCAGCGGCUACGUGUCCCGGUAUCUCACGGACUUUGAACCUAUCCGGUGUUUGGGACGCGGGGGCUUUGGAGUGGUAUUCGAAGCCAGGAAUAAAGUAGAUGAUUGUAACUAUGCCAUCAAGCGAAUCCGCCUCCCCAAUAGGAAACUGGCCAGAGAGAAGGUAAUGAGGGAGGUGAAGGCUCUCGCCAAACUGGAGCAUCCUGGUAUUGUGCGCUAUUUCAAUGCCUGGCGUGAAGAACCACCACAAUUAUGGCAGGAGAAAAUGGAUGAGCUGUGGCUAAAGGAUGGAUGCACGGAGUGGGCCUUCAGCUCCCCUACUCCUAUGGACGGCCUUUCCAUCAAGGUUCGGAGUGCAGACCCCUACUCCAUGAAGGAGCAGGUGGAAGUCCUCACCCCCUCCCCGGAGAGCUCCCCGUCCCCUGGAUUUAUGGCCAUUGAUCCAGGACGAUAUGGCAGGCACUCGUUUCCUCGUCGCUUCUCCACAGACGACUUCAACCAGUCACACGAUGCUAUGGUGAACCUGCAGGACAGUUUCCUUAAGGACUGCGAUCUGGAGCACAGCACGAUGGAUGACGAGGACAUGGGACCAGUUUACGAGCCCCGGGAUCUCUGGUUAAAUGAGAGAACCUCCUCCUCCAUCAUCUUUGAAGACUCUGGUUGUGACAACGCGUCCAAUAAUCUAGAUAACAGGACGGACGUGUCCGUUGUGGUUACGACCAGUGAGUUUUCUCAGAGAGACUCUGGGACCAAAGACUCCUCCUCCAGUGAGAGUAAACCCACCUCUCCAAGCACUUUGUCCAUUUCUCCUCCCAGACCCAAAACCUUGAACUUGGACCUAACCAAAAAUACUGCUGAGAAGCUGAACCCCAGCUCUCCUAAGGUGUACCUCUAUAUACAGAUGCAGCUGUGCCGAAAGGAGAACCUCAAGGACUGGAUGGAGUCGCGCAGCACGCUGGAGGACCGGCCACGGGCCGAGAGCCUCCAUAUAUUUCUGCAGAUUGCAGAAGCUGUUCAGUUUUUGCACAACAAAGGCCUAAUGCACAGGGAUCUGAAGCCCUCCAACAUAUUUUUUACAAUAGACGAUGUAGUGAAGGUUGGAGACUUCGGCUUGGUUACAGAGAUGGACCAAGAAGAUGAUGAAGAAACCGUUUUGACACCCAUGCCAGCCUAUGCCCGACAUACCGGGCAAGUGGGGACCAAACUAUAUAUGAGCCCUGAACAGAUGUACGGCCAAAGUUACUCGCACAAGGUGGACAUCUUCUCCCUGGGCCUGAUCUUAUUUGAGCUGCUGUAUCCGUUCAGUACCAAUAUGGAGAGAGUGCAGAUAUUAACAGACUUGCGGGACUUGAAGUUUCCACCAAUGUUCACACAGCAGUAUCCCCAAGAGCACACCAUGGUCCGGCACAUGCUUUCUCAUAACCCAAGCGAGAGACCUGAGGCUGAAGAAAUUAUAGACAGCCCCUUGUUUGAGGACUAUGAACUUCCCGGUAAGCUGACCCUCAGACAGAGGUCCCGGACACUGAGCACCUCAGGCCUGAAAAGCCUAAAGCAAUCCAGCAAGUGACUACCAGUUUCGGACCCCUCUGCUCCUCUGUUCACAAUGGGGCCCGGUGGGAUUUAUACUGCACAUGUUUUAUACAGUUGGCCCGGUGGCCCAUCGGUUGGGCAUUUCUUUCAAUCAACAAAGAGCACAAUGUAGCCAGCGGCAUUAUGAAGACCAAGAGUUCAUGUACUUUUCCAUUCCAGGACCUCCUUUUUAUUAAUGGCCGUCCUUUUAGGACAAGCAUUUUUGUUCGGAUCUGUCCUUCCUCUUAAAGGGCACCACACUACUAACGUUCACCUUUGACCUGUAGUCUUCUAGAAGAUUAUCCAUAGGAGUCAAUUUGUUUUUUGAUUAUUUUUUAAUGUAAUUUUUUUUUUUUUUUUUUUUACAUGACGUGAAGCACAGAUGGGAGAGAACGUUGAAGGGGGGGGGGGGGGAUGGGAAUGGUUUAAAAAAGAACAAUUAUUUUUCUAUGUUACAUGGAAUGAGUUUUUAUAUCAUUGAAAGUAAGUUUUGUAUAGGAAGAUUCCAAAGCCUUGGAUAGGGGGAGAUUUUUUUUUUUUUUUUUUUUACCUGCUGUUUAUGUCUAAUGCAGUGUUUUUCCAACUAGGGU